Leucoraja erinaceus (little skate) is the source of this 2963-nucleotide messenger RNA. RefSeq names its product lysosomal-associated transmembrane protein 4A-like. The record is from RefSeq and is a predicted model, not a curated record. Lineage: Eukaryota; Metazoa; Chordata; Chondrichthyes; Rajiformes; Rajidae. The coding region runs from base 222 to 956 and encodes 244 amino acids. The transcript is spliced from 7 exons. Gene Ontology annotation, cellular component: lysosomal membrane.
UUGGAUCUUUUGUUUGUUGUGUCAUGCGGUGGAAGCAGGAAGUGGCGACGCUAGAAGUUCCAUCGGGCGCCGUUUAACGGACAACAGCCAGCCUGAGCGACCUGUCCCCCGCAUCACAACACACACAAACACUGGUCCAUGUUUACAGAGACAGGGAGCCAACACCAAAGAUACUAGAGGAGCUCCUCUAGUAUCUUUGGCCAACACUGUGAGCGGGGAAGAUGGCGCGAUUCUUCUCCAACUUUUACCAGGGCAGUAACAGGUGCCUCUGCUGCCACUUCCGAACAGGCUGCAUCAUCCUGACCGCUACUUACACGGUUAUCUGGACUGUAAUGGCUGGAUUUGAACUGGUGAGAUUAUUCAGGCCAGAUUCAAAAGUAGAUGUUUCUGUGGUCGGUAUUCAUUUUGAAGGCUUUUUUCAGGGAGUGGACACUUUUACAUCCCUUAUUUUUGACAUUUUCCUGACUGCUGUCAGUGGCUUGGCAGUUUAUGGAAUUAUUAAGUACUAUCCGUAUUUUCUGAUUCCAUUUAUAAUUUACCUGGUAGUGGACUUCAUCAUCUAUUGCAUAGAAGUAGUUGGCAUCUACGUUGAGUUACCAGAACGCGUACAUGUCAAGUAUUAUGUUAAAAACGUGUUUUUUUUCCCAGAAAAGGAAGCUGUUUCUGGCCCAGGCAGCAGAAGAGCAAUGAUUAUGUUUUCACUUAUGUUCAUAUCAGUUAUGCUUUUAAAGUGCUACUUCAUCCGUGCUGUGUACAAAUGCUACAAGUUUAUUAAGGAUUUGGAACACGAGAGCAGCUUGGUGGACACGCUCCUUGAUCUUCGUGCUCGGACCCGGCCUCCAGCACAUAUUAUCAAGUUGCCAUUAAAUGAGGAGGUUGUAAACAAAACACUAGAAGAAUUGCCAAUGAUGAAGUCUCCAUCUUCCGACACAACAAUGUAUUUAACAGUGGCCUGACAUGAACAUGUGUAUGUUCGGUACCUGUGAAAAAUGUUAACGUGCAGUAUUGCACUGGGUAAAAUCUUGAACUUCAAACAGUUUUUUAUUUGGGUAUAAUGGGUUUUAUAAUUGUUACAUGUGAUCGUUGAGAAUUUUGUGUUGUAUAUUAUAAUCUCAAAACCUACACGUGAGGACAUUUUGAAUGCUUAUGGUUAUUGUCCAUUGUACUUGCUAAACACCUAAUUCUGAUAUUGACAGCUAUUAGAAACCAUACGUGUGUCUGUAAAGUGGCACAUUUAAUGCUAAAAGUUAAAGCCGACUAGUCACACUUUCAGUCCUGGGCCAUGAACAUCCAUUCCUGGGUGCUGCAGGUGUUUUCCAGAUAGUUUAAGACCAUGCCCAUCAAACUAAACAGCAGCCUGAAAAUUCUGAAAUAAAAUGCAAAACACUGGGAUUAAUCAGCAGAUUCAGCGAGCUAUAUCCUAUGAAUUCCAGACUGCAGAGAACAACUCCUUUUAGAAAAGGAAUCAACAGGUCAUCAGGAAUGAAUUAUAAGCGGAUAAUAACCACACAUUUCAAGUUUUCUCCCUCUUCCGGUACUAAUACAAUGGUUUUUUUCUCCUAUAGUGGUUCCGUUUGAGCUGAGAAAGAUCCAUUUCCCAUUAUGUUUUUCUUUAUCUACUACUUUUUAUUUACCAUACCUACUGACACCAAAGUAUAGUCAUCAGAUGAUGGCCACAACUCAGGAAUGAUUUCCUAGCAGCUUGGAAUGUUGCAGUUGACUAAAAAAAUAAUUACAGCCUAAUUCAACAACUAUUAAGAUUUUUAAACAAUCAUUUUCUCAUGGACUAAUAUGCAAUUUGUGGAAUACUGGAGAAGCACCUGAAUCAUAAUGUAUAGCACAAGCUGCUUUAUCUGCCUCCAGUACUGUCAUACGUUACUCAGACAGAAAGGGUUUGCAUGUUUGCCUGUAUCAGACUUUGAUUGUAGAAGUUUGAAGCUUCAGUGGAUUUUUGUCCAGUCUCAAUAAGUCCACCAAUUGAGCGACGACACAACAGAACCCAUUUGUCAUGCGAGCUCCCUGUUUGCGGGACUUAGUAAGCAGAUUUCAAUCGGCUAGUUGAGAGAAAAAGCAGAACUUAAAUAUUGUAAUCCUUUAUUCAAAAUAACAAAGUUGCUCAUGUUUGAAAUCACAAUUGGCUACCAAAUAUUUGAUCCAUGAUGACCACCUGAGAAAGGCAUCUAGAUGUCUUUCUGCUAAUUAGUUAGAAUUUGAGCUUAAAUAACAUCUUCAAACAUAUUUGAUUUUUGUCACUAUUUACGAAAGCUUCACGUGCUUUCAAUACUUAUCACAAUUUUCUGACUAAAUUUAGUUUUAAACCUUGGAAUCCAUAGCUUAAGUAUUUAAUUAUUUUCUAUUUAUUACCCAUAAUUUUCUCUUUCUAUAAUAUGUGCUUUAAGUAAAGUUCCUUGUUUAUCAGUGGAAUGGACCAUUUAAAAGGAACAUUGGCUUGAUUAUUAUUUUUUAAUUGUUCAAACUACACAACUUGAGAAAAGAUAGGGAAGCAUUGAAGUGGCGAGAUGUAAAUGUGCCCUUUUAAAUUUGACUGUAAAAUUGUACAAAUAGAAUAUAAUCUUUCUUGGUAUAUUUGUAGCUUUCUAUAUCAUUUUGAAAUCUGUGGUACUAUAUGUUAUGGCUGAACUGUGGCAAUUGCAGUUGUCCUCGCAUUUAGUGCAAUCAGUAACAAAUCAUCUGUUUUAGCUGGUUCUUCUGUACAAUGAGCUUAUUUAAAUAAAUUAUACAAGCAAUACAAAUUGUUUUGAGUUGUGCAAAAAUCCGUUAUGUUGGAAACUUGUAGUUGAUGAAAAAGCUGUAUGUACAAAAUGCACAAUCUGCACAUUUAUAUUAUUCCUGUUUAGAAAGGAACUGCAGAUACAGUUUAAACUGAAGAUAAACACAAAAUGCUGAAGUAACUCAGCGGGACAGGCAGCAUCUCUGGAGAAAAGGAAUAGGUGACGUUUCAG